This is a messenger RNA of Fomitopsis serialis, 684 nucleotides long. RefSeq lists its product as uncharacterized. Lineage: Eukaryota; Fungi; Basidiomycota; Agaricomycetes; Polyporales; Fomitopsidaceae. Bases 200 to 661 code for a protein of 153 amino acids. The record is from RefSeq and is a predicted model, not a curated record. The transcript is spliced from 5 exons.
GAGAACAAGCCGUCCGCUGGGGUGGACUGUCCACGGUGGACUCCCGUGGACUCCACGAAGCACGUGACGAGUCCAAACAAAGGCGAUAAGAUUACAGCCUUUUACGGCGCAAGGUAGCCUCAAGACCCGGGACCGCGCCGUACACAAAUGCAACGAGCUCUAACAACGUGCCAGGGGCAUCGGUGGAGGCUCGCAAAGAAUGGUCGUGCAGGGAGGGAAGGUGGUUGUAGUCAGCAGGGUCAACAAACCAGCUGACCCUGACAAGCGAUUAAUGCCCACCAAGGACGACCGGACGGAGACGAACGCGACGGAGACGGCCCCAGCGCCGCUCGCGCGCAUGCCCAAUGCGCAUGAGCGCGGUGAAGACGACUCCGAUGCGCGCGUGCGCAAGCGACACAAGCCCGCCAGCGCAAACUCACCAGUAUCACGCGCAGACGCAUUCGGGUACGGCGAGGGCCAGCUCGCCGCAUACCGACACGGCAUGCCCAAGACCCAACUCAGCGAGCAGGACCGCGAUGAACAAGGGUCUGCCAGGCACGCUGCCAUCUACAUCGACCCCGCUCACUCGUAUGCUCGGGCACUUGGGCACCCACCUGCUUUCGCUCACCCGCUCACCCGCCCACUCAUCCACUCGGCCACCUGCCAGCCCACGCGACCGUGACAAACCGGCGAGGUCAAUGAACC